CUCUCUCUCUCCCCGCGUCCCCGUGCUACGGUUCAGUAUUUUCCCGAGAAAAUUUUGUGCUGAAGCGAGAAAAUUCCCGACGAAAAUUGCGCUCAUUUAGAGUGAGUUUCUCAUCGUCUCUCUCUCUCUCUUGUUUCUAACUUCGCGGAAUGGGAUAUCUCUUGAAGCUUUCUAACUUACGAUCUCGGAGAUUUCAUCGAUUCUCGUGCCGGUUUAGCUUUCUCCGAUCCGAUUUUCCUGGGCACUGUAAUGAUUCGUUAGCGUGAAGAUGCAUCGAAUUUAAGGACUUUUUCUCCCCUGUUUUUCAAUCCCGUUCAUACUGGGAUCGGAGAGAAGCUACAAAAACCGUGAUUUUGAAAAUCAUUAGAUACUCUGAUCAUUCCGUUCUUUUCUAUUUACUCGAUUCGUCUUUUCAAUUUUCCAGGAAAGCGUGAAUCAAAGAGUAAAAAGGCAUUUUUUUUUCCGACCAAAGUAGCCGCUUUGUGUUUGGAGGCCGAAAAAAUCUCAUCCUCCGUAUAAACUUUCCCUCGAAUUCUAGAAAAAUUUCCUGCCAGAUUCGAGAGACAAUUUUCCCAUCUUGGAAUGGGAGUGAAAGUAGCCACCGCAACUACUUUCCUUCAAUGGGCUUCGCAGUCCAUCGUCCCCCAUUCUUCCUCCACUGCCAUAUCCUCUCCUUUCCCGAAACGGCGUCGUAACAACGCGCACGACGGUCGCUCUCUGUGUUGCCGCUUUGUGCCUCGGAGGCAUGACCGUUCGUCUCUCUUCGGGACUCACUCGACGAAGCUUCAACGAUCCAAGUCCUCCGAAUUAUGGGAAAUAUCGAAGACGACGAGGACUCAAUCGUUUCGAAGAGCUUGUAUCGCGAGAUUGGAUUCGUUCUCCGAGCACGGUGAGGGAGAUUCGGAACCGGAGAUAAUCCACGAUUCCGUAGAUGGUGAAUCAACGAGUCACUGUUACAGUGCGAAUUUUGGGUCUGAUUCAGUGGAGCCGCCAUGGGAGGAGGAGAUGGUUCACAUGUCGAGCAUUGAAAUGAAAGCGAACAGCGUCGGUAUUCCACUGUCCCUGAGGGUCAUAAAGAGGAAGAUCCAGUGGGAGGAAGGGGUCAGAGAAGCCGGAGAAUCAGCGUAUUGCUCGGUGAAGAAGGCGUUUUCUUCGAUGGUGUUCAUCGUUCGCGAACUCCACAGCUUCACUCUCCAUAUGAGAGAGCUUCUCUUCUACGAAGACUUGCAAGGAAUUCUCCAACGCGUUCGCAAGGAAAUGCACGCGUCCUUUGUCUGGCUGUUCCAACAAGUUUUCUCGCAUACGCCGACUCUGAUGGUCUACGUGAUGAUUCUCCUCGCUAACUUCACUGUUUAUUCCAUCGGCAGGAACGCCGCCAUCGCCGCCGCCGCGUCCCAUCCUCCUCCGACAGCAACCGUGUCGGAACUGACAACGGUCGUUGAACCCGAUGACGGUCCAAACACGAAGUUCGAUUCCUCUUCGGUAAAGACAUUCUACGUAUCGUCCUCAACCGGCAGGACAGCUUCGGUCAGCGGCAACAAUGGCGGCGGCGGCGGGAAAUUCCGUCCCGUCACGAGCGGUACGGACGGCGACGGACGGUACAAAGGGUCGGACCAUUUCAGGACGAUGAUACCCGACGGAGCCGCUCGGCUGUUGUCGUCGUCUUCCGGGGAGACGUCGGUUUCAGGGGAAGUGAACAGAGAAGAGGAAAUCGGUCUGUGGAAUUCGAUGGUGGAGGAAUUGGAAAGAAUGGAGGCUUCGACGAGGGGCGAGUCAUUGGACCGCGACACGGUGAAGAGGUUCGUGUCGCCGGUGGAGGCGCGAAUCGAGCCAGACGACUACGAGGAUUACUUCAAAACAGAGCUUCUGUACAAAACAGGGCUCUCUCAAGAACCUCAUAACCCUCUCCUCCUCGCCAACUACGCUCAGUUCCUCUACCUCGUCGCUCAUGAUUACGACAGAGCGGAGGAGUGCUUCAGGAAGGCGGCGAAGGCGGAGCCAGCGGACGCCGAGGCGAUGAGCAAAUACGCAAAUUUCCUAUGGAAGGUUCGGAAGGAUAUGUGGGCGGCCGAGGAGAAGUUCUUGGAGGCCAUCUCGGCCGAUCCCACCAACUCUUACCACUCAGCCAAUUACGCCCAUUUCCUAUGGAACACCGGCGGCGAUGACACGUGUUUCCCUCUCGACGCUCCUCAUGAUACCUAGAAACCCUAAUACGUUUUUCUAUUCUGUAUAUGUGCAGAUGUAUGCAUGUAUGUACUUAUCGAGUAUUAGCACAUCACGAUAGACGUAUGCCAAUGUUGUGGUGCGUUGUCGGAGAUAAAUCAAACCGUAAAAAAGAAAAAAGAGAGCGGAGAGAUAUAGUGAGGAGAUCACGUGAGGGAAGGGAGUGGAGCACGUGACAUGGAGGCGAGUUGGAAGUUGCAUUUUUUUUUCUCUUCUAUUUUGUUCGUCUUCUUCACACUGUGAAUAGGUGUGAAAGCAAUAGUUAUUAUUUUCUUAUCCAUAAUCAUCACAUGUCAAUUUUUAUAAUGUUGGUAAUGAGAGUACUGUUGAAUUCCA
Tarenaya hassleriana is the source of this 2559-nucleotide messenger RNA. RefSeq lists its product as uncharacterized. Gene Ontology annotation, molecular function: protein binding. Bases 583 to 2202 code for a protein of 539 amino acids. The record is from RefSeq and is a predicted model, not a curated record. Lineage: Eukaryota; Viridiplantae; Streptophyta; Magnoliopsida; Brassicales; Cleomaceae. The transcript has 2 exons.